Messenger RNA from Anopheles aquasalis, 1002 nucleotides. RefSeq names its product histidine-rich glycoprotein-like. Lineage: Eukaryota; Metazoa; Arthropoda; Insecta; Diptera; Culicidae. The record is from RefSeq and is a predicted model, not a curated record.
AUGUCGUCGCUAUCUAGUGCGCGCUGUUCGGUGACAGUGGUGGUGGUGGCGUUGUGUUUGAUUUCUUUGGCGUUCGGUGCACCUUCUGCGUCGUCGCCAGUGCACCGGUCUAGCGAUGAGGCGACCGCAUCGAGUUACUUCUACUUUAGUCGUUCGCCGGGCCAUUCCAUUCAGCUGGGCUCGUUGCCGUUGGAUGGACACAGCGUUCCCCAUCUGUUGACUGAAAGUGCACGGUUCUAUCCGGUGGUGAAGAGCGUGGAGUACGAGCUGGACAGUGGUGAAGAAGAGGGGGAUGAGAAGGCGAAUGAGGAUGAUGAGGACGAUGAGGAAGAGGAUCAGCAUCACGGGCAGGCGUACAGAGUGGUGGAGCAUGGACCAGAAGAGACAGAAGAGUCCAAAGGUUCUGCUUACGGUGAGGAACAUCACCAGAAGAAGGGCGAAAAGGGAGUGAAGGGAUACGAUUCGAAGCACAAGCUCGAGAAGGGCAGCAAGGGUAGCUACGGUAAGGAGGAUCAUGAGCAUCAGUACGGCCACGAAGGGGAUCGGAAACAUUCGCACCACGACGAAGGCUCGCACUACCACGAUCACCAUGCGGCAGCCAAACGGACCAAGGGUGGAAAGCAUCACGAGAAGAAGCACCACAAGAAGGGCUCGAAGACGACGGGUUACCACAAUGUGUACCACAAGGAUGAGUACAAGAAGGAGCACAUCUUCUACGAUACGGCUGACCAUCAGGGACAGUUCCGGAAGUACGGAUCGGCCCAUCAGCAUCACGCGGACGAAGCAGGAAAGAAGGCAAGCGGUGGCCAUGAGGAUCGUGCACAUCAGGACAGUAGCUACAAGAAGGAGGGCAGCAAGCAUCAGGGCAAGUACGAUGAGCAUCAUGCGGACCACAAGCAUCACCACGGACAGAAUGAGUACGAGAAGGUCGGUUCGGCGUACGGUCAGAAGCAUGGCCACCAGGGUGCCGGUGAGCGUGGUUACAAAAUCAUUCACCAGUAA